AUGCCUGGCAAACAUCUGAAAGAAAUCAAGGAAUCGCUGGAGAAAGGGAAUUUCAAUGGUGUGACCAUCAAUCCAGAGAGUACAAAAGGCCAAGUGAGGAUAAAUCUCCCUCAAUUUUAUCAAAGUUUGGUGGAUAAUUUACGCUCCAGACUCUUUGCUUUAACUGCGAGCAACAGACCUGCAGCUUCAUCACAGUCAGGUGAAUUUGAAACUCUUGUCUCUGAAAUUGACAUCCUGAAUUCACAACGCUGGCCAAUCAAUGUGGACAGUCCAUGGUUUGAAGGUGAAGUGAAGCUGGAGCAGCUGUGCAAAAAAUUCUGUUUCAGCUAUGCAUCCAUCGGUGAAGGUUUCAGAGACUACAUUGAUAAUGGUGGUGCAGAGAUUCCUGAAAAUCUAAAACCAGUGGUGACAGCAGUUAACAGUGUUCCAGUGACAUCCGAUGAUUGUGAAAGGGGCUACAGUACAAUGAAUUUGGUGAUUUCACCCAUUAGGAGUGGGCUUCGCAUUGAACACCUGUCUUCUCUUUUGUUUAUUAGUCUCAUUGGGCCUCCUGUGCAUUUAUGGGAUCCUUUACCAUACGUCACAAAAUGGCUGACCACACAUUGCAGCGCAG
Messenger RNA from Pelobates cultripes (western spadefoot toad), 613 nucleotides. The record is from the annotation of a GenBank genome assembly. NCBI's taxonomy places the organism in Eukaryota, Metazoa, Chordata, Amphibia, Anura, Pelobatidae.